ACUUUCUCGUCAACGAGCAGCAAAUUAAGUACAGCAGAAGAAGACCGCUCAACGUUGGAUUUGUUUGUGUACUGUUUUGCCCGUAGGUUGCUAACACCAGGGCAUAGUCGUCUCAAUUUGAAGAAUGGCAACACCAGUUCCCGUGCUUCGUCUACCGAGAGGCCCUGACCCUCACAGCCGCGGUUUCGACCCCAAUUCCCCUCGCUACAUCGCCCUGUGUCGCACGUCCAUCGCUUCUUCAUCGUGCGCAUGCGCAGACCCGGAAGAGCUGAAACGGGAGCAGCGCGCGCGUGCGGAGUUGCGGGAGCGAUUCCUUCGGUGUCUGCUGGCCACGCGCGACAAGAAAGUGAGCUUAAACAUGCACGGGGACGUGACCGUGGACGCCACGUUCGGAUGCUGCGACAUCGACGUGCUCAACCUGCAGGUGUCCGACCUGCAUACUCCGAUCGGUGUGCAGAAGGAGGCGCUCAUCAGAUGCCAGGACGUCGUUUCAUAUUCUUUUGAUUUAUGAAGACAUUUUUAGGAUGCACAGCAACUUCAGCAAACUAAAAGCACAAUCUGCUUUCUGAACACAAGGUGGCGGCAUAGACUCGGGUUUUUCUUGGUGAGGUCAGCACGGGGCGGAAAGCGUUGUUCCAUUUUGUAUAAAUUGAAUUUUAUGGGGUUUUUUUUAUAAGCUUUUGUAUUGUACAUGUGUCUAAAAAUGAUCAAGAUGAUGUCAGUAUUUCACCACCUAUAUUGUGCCAAUUACAUUUGAAAAACCGUAAUUCCCUAUUUCAAACCUUAGAUUUUUUUAUUAUUUUUUGUAGAAACAUUUAGUACACAUCCCAACCAUGUUUGAUAUGUAAAGUGUUGUAACGAAAAUUAAAAAACAAUACAAGUGACUAAA
Syngnathus typhle (broad-nosed pipefish) is the source of this 889-nucleotide messenger RNA. It is a transcript of the gene gemin7, whose product is annotated as gem (nuclear organelle) associated protein 7. The transcript has 2 exons. Gene Ontology annotation, molecular function: RNA binding. Gene Ontology annotation, cellular component: SMN-Sm protein complex. Lineage: Eukaryota; Metazoa; Chordata; Actinopteri; Syngnathiformes; Syngnathidae. The coding region runs from base 125 to 511 and encodes 128 amino acids. The record is from RefSeq and is a predicted model, not a curated record. Gene Ontology annotation, biological process: spliceosomal snRNP assembly.